Molecule: messenger RNA, 1952 nt
Organism: Cicer arietinum (chickpea)
Lineage: Eukaryota; Viridiplantae; Streptophyta; Magnoliopsida; Fabales; Fabaceae
Source: RefSeq, a predicted model, not a curated record
AGAAGCUGAUUUCUUGCUUUUAGAAUUUACUGGUUCUUUACUAGAUAUAAUUCAUAUUUAUCUUGAUAGAGUUGAGGGGGUGUUGGGUGGCUACUUAGAUGCCCAACAAUCUUAGAUCCUAGGCAUGAGAUACCUGGAUCCUGGAUGUUAGGGUAUGUAGAGUUCACAUGUUUGGCAUGCCAUCAUAUAGAUUCCUAAAUUCAUUGAUAAGCUUUGGUUAUCCCUUUCAAUGUUUUGUAACUUUGAAUUCUUUGUUUCAUUAUUGAGAUUUGACUUUGAAUUUCUAGAAAUACUAUUUCCCAAUUGCAUAAAAUGUUUUGAUGUAACAAGCUUAAAGCAUAGUAAGCUUUAGCUUGAGGGGGAGCGUUAAAAUUCAGUGUAUGUUUUUAUUAUUCUUUGAUUGUUCUACAUCCUAGGCUAAAUGUUAGUAGUCCUAGUCAACACAACUUCCUAGAAGGUUUGAUAUUACAAGAAAAACACACAUAAAUUUACUCAUAUUUACAUGUUAACAGAGCAAGUUCUGAUUCUGACCUAUCUUUUUGCUUCACUAUGGCUGCCGGCGGCGGCAUUUGCCGCUGGCAGCACCAUAACCACCAUUUUCAUAGUUUUUCCACAGUUCUGUCCUUUUUUACAUUGUUAUAGUUGUGCCAACACCAGCUGCACCUUUUCCAGUGAGAACCACUGUCCAAAACCACCACACAAUCCUUUGGCGAGCAUGACAAUGCUUUUCCCGUCGUCAACCGACACUGCAUGCGCCGUCAGACAUGUCCACCUUCUCUAUGUUUGGGUCCCAUGCGCCUCCACCAAAUCUGCACGUGCACCUGUCUCUGACAACCAUAUUUUAUCUUGGCUGUCGCGAAUGCCCCUCUGCCACCUUCUACGGGUCUUUUCAUCAUUUGGUUGGGCUGCUGCUGUGAGAACUUGGUUUCAAGGAAAAUGUGCCAUUUGCUCAGAAAAUCCAAGGAUAUUCCCACCGACGAUCUAUCCGAUAGAGACUCUUUUUCCACAUAUGAAUCAUAUUAGUGGUGUCUUUUAUUCUCACCGAUGAUCAAUCCAGUGGUGAUUCUAUUACCACGUAUGAAUCAUAUUAGUGGUGCAUCUUAUUUCCACCAAUGAUCAAUCUGAUGGUGACUCAGUCCAACGCGAGGACUCUUUAAUUGACGAUGAGGUACAUAUGAAUCAUAUUAGUGUUGCCUUUUAUUACCACCGACGGUCAAUCCUGUGGUGACUCUUCUCCCACAUAUGAAUCAUAUUAGUGGCACAUUUUAUUCCCACUGAUAAUCAAUCCGGUGGUGACUCUUUACCCACACUUGAAUCAUAAAUGGUGGCUCAUCUUCUCAAACAAGUCCAACAAUUGUCAAACUUAGUUUCAAUUUUUGUGAUAAAAUAUUUUGAUGUAACAAGCUUAAAGUAUAGUAAGCUUUAGCUUGAGGGGAAGCGUUAAAAUUCAUUGUAUGUUUUUAUUAUUCUUUGAUUGUGCUGCACCAUAGGCUAAAUGUUAGUAGUCCUAGUCAACACAACUUUCCAGACAUUGAAUGCAAUUAUUGAAAUAUCAUUAUAAAUAGAAUGUGUGAUCUCACAAGAAUAACACACAUAAAUUUACUCAUAUUUACAGUAUGUAUAAAUAUACUAAAAAAAUCAGUUAUAUAUCAAUUUACUAUAGCAUUAGAAUUUUGAAUAUUUACCGGUAUCAUAAUAAUAAAAUAAUUCUUUGUUGCACAAAUGGGAUGAAUCAGGACUCAGGAGUUACUCACCAAAAUUCUCAACUUUUCAAUUAAUUUUUUUUCUUCUUCUGAAUGAAUGUCAUAAGGGGAAAAUCCUGGACGAACAUGGGUGCAUAGUUACAUGCACAAAAGGAUUCAUGGAUGCAUGCCUGAUGCAACAUGUUUUUUGUAAAUUUUGCUUUAUUUUUAUCCUAAUGAAAUGAUUUUUCUUUCUCUUUUGUUGGUUUA